This is a messenger RNA of Symbiodinium necroappetens, 777 nucleotides long. The record is from the annotation of a GenBank genome assembly. Lineage: Eukaryota; Dinophyceae; Suessiales; Symbiodiniaceae.
AUGGCCCGGCUGCUGCUUCUGCCCAUGCUGGCGGUCACCUUGCCGGCUGAAGCGUCUGAGGCACCCGAGACUUGUGCGACUGCGUGGGUCCAAUGCGGCGGUACCGGAUGGACAGGCCCGACGUGCUGCGACUCUGGCUUCAGCUGUUCCCAGAUGAACUCCUGGUACUCCCAUUGUGUGCCGAAGGAGUCCAUCCCAGAACAGACACAACCUGUUUCUCUAGCCGCUUCCGAAAUGGUUGACGACGAGUGCUAUCACAUGUUCAGCGAGCUCAGCUUCAACACCCUGGUCCAGUCUUUCCCCGCUAAUCCUGAUAGUGAAGCAAAAGCUUACGUCGACUGCAAGCUCUGCAGCCGUAGUGGCAUGCAGUGCACGGCCAAUGUCUUCGGUGGUCGCACUCAGCUCGUUGCAUCACACAUUCACCUGGCCUCCGAUGGAGAUGGUGAGAAUGGUUCAGGCCCUCCAGUGAUCAACUUCUGCGGGGACAACGGUCCUGGAAUGAUUGCUGAUGGCAGCUCCUACAAGUCUCCUUGUGCACACUACAAGAACCGUGCUGCCGUGAUGUCCAUGACGGGCAACUUCGUUGACGGGCAGAAUGCUGGCUUCACGUUGGGAUCCCGGUUGAAAGAUAUUGCUUCCAACCCUUCAAAGUAUUACUUCAACUUCCAUUCCAUUGCCAGCUGGACGCACUGGCAGGUCGAGGGCAAGGGUCCGGUGGGAAUGUGCCGCGGCGUGAUGCAGAUGAGUCAGAGGAGGUUGGGCUCUGUGCUCGUGUAG